Molecule: messenger RNA, 1074 nt
Organism: Trichoderma reesei QM6a
Lineage: Eukaryota; Fungi; Ascomycota; Sordariomycetes; Hypocreales; Hypocreaceae
Gene: chi18-3
Product: glycoside hydrolase family 18, chitinase
Exons: 4
Coding region: 1-1074 (357 amino acids)
Biological process (GO): chitin catabolic process; carbohydrate metabolic process
Cellular component (GO): extracellular region
Molecular function (GO): chitin binding; chitinase activity
Source: RefSeq, a predicted model, not a curated record
AUGAGCGGCGUCUCACGCAAGUCACGGAUGGCCACCAGCGUGGCCAGAGUCAUGUACACCAAUGCAGUGUACUUCCCUAGCAGCCGGAUAUACCAAGGUGAUUCGCCGGGCAUGCUCAAUUACAGCUGCAUCAACCACGUGUAUUAUGCUUAUGCCAGCGUGACCGCGGACGGCAAUGUACUUCUUGGCGAUGAGUGGGCCGAUGCGAGAGCGCCAGUGGACGGCGUUCAUGGUGGCUUGGGGUCUUUGAUGCAUCUCAAGCAGAGGCACCCUCACCUGCAGGUUGUCUUGUCCAUUGGCGGCAGCACGGCGUCCGAGGUGUUUCCCAUUGUUGCGUCAAACACCCUGCUCAGAGACAAUUUUGCCCGGUCCGCCCUGGGCCUUGUUGAGGCUUCCGGUUUGGACGGCAUCGACAUUGCAUGGGAGUUCCCGUCCGAGGCCAGGCAUGGCCAAGACUUCCUGGCACUGCUGGCAGCAGUUCGGAUUCAUCUGCCCGAUGAUCGUUUCAUCUUGACCGCCGUGCUUCCUGCAGCCAAGGAGGUUCUCCAGCUCAUCGAUCUGGCGAGGGCAGCCGAGUACCUCGACUACAUCAACCUUGUGGCGUACGAUUUCUUCGGCACAUGGACGUCCAAGAGCGGCCAUCACGCACAGCUAUACACGUUAAAUAAGGACGAGCCGUCAGCGUCGUCGGGCGUGGCAUAUCUCAUGGCCCAAGGGUUCCCUGCAAAGAACAUCCUGCUCGGAAUUCCUACGUACGGACGAAGCUUCUUGAAAUCCAACGGGCCCGGACAGGAGUUCAACGGCGUCGGCGGCCAAGACGGCACCUUUGAGUACAGCGAACUACCACGGAAAGGAUGCAAAGAGAUUGUGGAUAGACGCUAUAUUGCGGCCCAAUGCGUCGGCGGCGAUGGGGGGUUUGUCACGUACGACAACCACGAGACGGUGAAGGUGAAGGCGGAAUUUUGCAAGCAAAAGGGCCUAGGGGGCCUCUUCUACUGGAACGGACCGGCGGAUUCUCGAGAUCAAUCUAGAAGCCUGAUCGCGGCGGGUUUCCGCGCCCUGCACACGUCUUGA